GCGGGCGCAGGGCGCCGAGUUUCCAGCACAGCCGGAGCGGCCCUGGGGGAGGGGGCCCCUGGCUCCCCCCGGGUCCUGCAGCGGGAGGCCCCGUUCCAUUGGGGUCCGCUGGCGCCGCCGGGGUGGUCGGCCCGGGCCAUGGCAGUGCGCGGGGGGGGCAGACACCGACCCGGCCUCUCGUCUGCUGCGGGGGCGGCCUGUUCUUCUAAAGGGAUUUUUAGAGCUUUCAGCAAAAAUGAACCAGUAGCAAAUACACUCAGUCUUGGACAAGUCUAGAGAUAACUGCUUGGAUACAACACUCUCCUAAAUAUGAAGUUUUUUAAUAUGCUUCUCAGAAGCAUUGUGAGACAUUCUGUUUUUCCUUUUGCUAUGCAGAAUGGGACAAAAAAAGAUUUGUUUUUAACAACUCCCCAGAGGUCAUUUCCAUGCAGAACACUGAUUUUGUCUCCUGCCCUGAAGAAGCAGAUUUCAUCCAGCCCCACUGAGAAGCUAGAUUUGGAUGGGUGGAAAAAUGUCAUGAGAUCUGGAAUGCAAGAGGAAGUCGGUGAGGUAUCCAAGAGUGAGGGGAAUUCCACUUUAGCUGCCACAAGGGAACUUGUGGAGAUGUGGAGGCUAGCUGGCAAAACUGUUCCAGAAAAUAUCAGUGAAGAAGAGUUAAAGACCCUUAUGGAAUGUUCCACUAAGUCAUCCAAAAAGAAGUAUUUAAAAUACUUAGCUGUCAAAGAAAAAGUGAAGAAAGCUAGUAAAGUAAAACAGGAAAAGCAAAAGGAAGCAAAGAGGGAAAGGCUGGAAAAGGCUAAAGAAAAUGAUACUGGUGAGCUGAAGAAUACUUUCUUCUUGCAAUUUUGGUCCAAGUCUAUGGAUAAGAUGUAUAACUGGAGGACUGCUCAGGCUAUGAUCUUUGGCCAGCCUCUAGUAUUUGACAUGGCUUACGAAAAUUACAUGUCACGUAGAGAAAUGGAGAAUACAGUGAAUCAGCUAAUGGAGACUGAAGGGUGCAAUCGAAGAGCUAUGGAUCCUUUUCACUUACAUUUCUGUAAUAUCAAAGUAGAUGGCCCAUAUCAUAAAGAAUUUGCCAAGCGCUAUGGAGAGGCAUGGGACAAUUUACUUGUGACUGUGACAGAACAGUCUCACACAGAUGUCUUUCCAAGAGACAAGCUCAUCUACUUAACUGCUGAUUCGCCCAAUGUAAUGAAGACGUUUGAGCAUGAUAAAAUUUAUAUAUCAAUGGUUGACAGGAAUAUACAGACUGGAAUCUCUCUUGCACAUGCAAAACGCUUGAAAUUAACAACUGAACGUCUUCCACUGGAGAGGUACUUGAAGUGGGAAAGUGGUGCCAAAAAUCUCACAUUGGACCAAAUGAUUCGUAUUUUAUUAACUUUAAAAGAUACUGGAGAUUGGAUGGAGGCGCUGAAAUUUGUUCCAAAAAGAAAAUACGAAGCUUUUGUAGAUACAUCCUUCUAUUCAAAGCGCAAAACUGAUACAGGGAGAAGAACAAAGGAGUCUGAAUUUAGCAAUAGUCAGGAAAAAGUAAAGAAGCCCUUUGCAGAGAAUUCCUUCAGGAAGCAAACACAGAAAAAAUGGUGGAUAGCUGAAGAAUCUUAAGGGCAAACUAUACUGUUAAUAGGCUUAAAUUUCCAUUGACUUCUGUGGGAAUUUGAUGAAAAAACUGAAGGGUAAAAGAGUAACUAGUACUGCUGUCUGAUAUGGGUUUUUUAUAACCUUUGUAUUGCAGUUAUUUAAACAGAAGCUUAACAGGAUUGUUCCCUCUCCCUCCCUCCCCCCCCCCCCCCCCAAAAAAAAUCCAUGAGGAAAAGCUGUGGUGAUCAAAUCUACAAAUUGCACCAUAAGAAAGAAUGUAAUUAAAUUGAAUAAAACUGUGGUGCAUAUAACUUCA
Dermochelys coriacea (leatherback sea turtle) is the source of this 1897-nucleotide messenger RNA. It is a transcript of the gene TRMT10C, whose product is annotated as tRNA methyltransferase 10C, mitochondrial RNase P subunit. Gene Ontology annotation, molecular function: tRNA binding. Lineage: Eukaryota; Metazoa; Chordata; Testudines; Dermochelyidae. The record is from RefSeq and is a predicted model, not a curated record. Gene Ontology annotation, cellular component: nucleus; nucleoplasm; mitochondrion. Gene Ontology annotation, biological process: positive regulation of mitochondrial translation; mitochondrial tRNA 5'-end processing.